Messenger RNA from Spodoptera litura, 4646 nucleotides. RefSeq names its product eya transcriptional coactivator and phosphatase 2 (gene eya). Gene Ontology annotation, molecular function: protein tyrosine phosphatase activity. NCBI's taxonomy places the organism in Eukaryota, Metazoa, Arthropoda, Insecta, Lepidoptera, Noctuidae. Gene Ontology annotation, cellular component: nucleus. The record is from RefSeq and is a predicted model, not a curated record. Gene Ontology annotation, biological process: negative regulation of extrinsic apoptotic signaling pathway in absence of ligand; positive regulation of DNA repair; multicellular organism development.
GGGGGGUGCGCGACAUGGACACCGAAGUCAGGGUUUAGAAUUUCAGUACAGCUUCGGAUAGCUGCGAAGCGCUGCUUUGUUAGAUCUCCAAUUGUUUACAGAACCGAUUUUUUUUAAUAUACACCGCGACUAUAAUCGCUUAUAUGAAUUAUAGGAACCGGAUUUAUUUAAGAAACCAGAUUCUUAGUUAGGAACUCACAAAAGCGCACUAAACGACGCAACAGUAUAAUAUUACAAAGAGAAAGAAUUAAAAAAUAAACUUGUGACUUGUGAACUUUGUGUUUGAAGUGAGUGAUAUAAAUUAAAAUAAUAAUUUAAACUGUGACAUGAACGAAGAUAUAUAAAAUAAACAUUAGGUUAUCCAAGCUAUGGAUUGUGAAAAACUAACCAAAAUCACACAACCAACCAAAGACAAAGUGAACCGUUCAAAAACGAAACCGUAAGCGCAAAAUGACAGCACAAAAACUAUCUCCCGCCAAAAGAACUGUCAAAGUGACAUUGUGUGUGACAUUACCACGAGGGUAAAUAAUGGUGACCCUGAUGCCGUGUAGCUACCUCGGAGGGGGCGCCUCCCCACGCUGCAGCUUGGACCACGCCGAGCCAAAGGCAAAAAGGCCAAGACCUGACACGGGCACCGAUGUAUCGGAUCGACUAUCUGGCGAAGUCAACACAAGCCCCUGCGAAUCAGAAUCAACAUCAAAUUCCCCACCAUCGCUGCUGCAGGAUGCGACAUUGCCAGCUCUCUUAGUAUCUGGGGCAUCCACGUUGUUCCAGAACACAACCACGACCACCAACACAGCGCUGAGUUUAUCAGCUGUUGACAGCUUAUGUUUGCCUGGUACCUCAGAGGUUGAAAGCUGUAGUUUGGCGAACGGAUGCUCAACGAGUUCAUCGCUCGGGCUGGCAUUGCCGUUGACGUCGACCGGAGGACUUUGUUCUACCUCCUCGUCGGCUGCGGUCGCCUGGUUGAUGAAUGAAGAUAGUGCGGGUGGUGUAAAGAGCGAGGUCCGUAGCCCGGGCCUUUGCGAAGCAGACGUGGCGCUGUACGGCGAAACGCUGCCGUACGACCAGUCCACGCUGCCCUACCAGUAUUAUAAUAGCAUGCAGCAAUAUGGUAGUGGCAGCGCGGCCUCGUCGUACGUCAGCUCGUCGCUGUACAACCAGCCGUACGGCGCGUACCCACCACAACAUAAUACAACUAACAGGUCAUCAUGCAAAGCAACGCCGACGUACUUGAGUGCUUACGGCGUGAGUGGAGUUAGUGGAGUGCCUAGCACCGGGUUUGGAACGCAGCCUUCACCUUACGCCUAUUCUUCGUACAACGGAGGAUUGGCACAAUCUUUUCCUACCGCACAACAGGACUACAGCAGCUAUGCGGCAGGCUACGCGGACCACAAUGUGGCCCAAUACAGCGGAUACUACGCUACACCUAGUUAUUCUCCUUACGUAAGCUCGCCGAGCAGCAGCGGCAGUGCGGGACACACUUCAUAUCAUUUAGGAGGAGCUUUAUCAGAAUCACCAUCAUCAAUGCUGCCAUCAAUAAAUGACACAAGUCCGCUGUCUCCCAUCAAAACAGAAGUACAUGCAGCCAGUAGAAGAUGUAGAGAGAAUUCAGGGGAAAGCACAGCCUCACGUUCCCGUGGUCGUGGCAGACGCAACACAUCCUCGUCUCCAGCCCAACAUGUACCGGAGCCGGCCACCGACAGAGUGUUCAUCUGGGACCUGGACGAGACCAUCAUCAUCUUCCAUUCACUACUCACUGGGACUUAUGCUACUAAGUACAAUAAGGACACACAACAAAUAGUUCAAUUGGGAUUUAGGAUGGAAGAAAUGAUAUUUAGUUUAGCAGAUACACACUUCUUCUUCAAUGACGUUGAGGAUUGUGACCAGGAGCACAUAGACGCAGUAGCGGCAGACGAUAACGGUCAAGAUCUCUCCGCGUACAACUUCGCAGCGGACGGGUUCCACGCCGGCGCCGCUCCUAACACGGGCUUAUGUGCGCCUGGUGUAAGAGGCGGCGUCGACUGGAUGAGGAAACUCGCAUUCAGAUACAGAAAAAUUAAGGAUACGUACAAUAAUUAUAGAAAUAGCGUCGGUGGUCUACUAGGUCCCGCUAAACGCGAGCAAUGGUUACAACUACGCGCCGAGCUGGAACAGGCGACGGACAACUGGCUCACUCUCGCCUGCAAGUGUCUCAAUAUGAUCAACUCCAGAGAGAACUGCGUGAACGUGCUGGUCACGACGACGCAGUUAGUGCCCGCGUUGGCGAAGGUUCUACUGUUUGGACUGGGGGGAGUCUUCCCCAUAGAGAACAUAUACUCCGCUACUAAAACCGGCAAAGAAACAUGCUUCGAAAAAAUAAAGCAGCGUUUCGGAGAGCGAUGUACGUACGUCGUCAUCGGUGACGGACAAGACGAGGAGGCGGCCGCCAAAGCAAAGAACUACCCAUUCUGGAGGAUAUCCAGCCAUUCAGACAUCGCGGCCCUCUACAACGCGCUUGACAUGGGCUUCUUAUGAUCUACUGGUACCCUGGUACUCGGGCUAUACAAAACGGUUACUUUCGCGACAUUUUCUACCCGAAAAGACAUUAUUUUUGCUAUUUUCAGAGAGAUAUUAAUUAUUUUAAUGAUAUUAUUCUUCAUUUUACUGAAUGAAAAGGAAAUAGAAAUAUGUAUUUAUUUAAUUUCGGUCUAAUAUGGAAUUUAUGGAAGUUUUAAAUACAUUAUUGUACUAAGAUUCAACUUCCUAUAGUCUGAUGCUGUCCUGGUACUGCACAGAUCUAAAAAAUAUUUUUGGCCAUCAAUAAUUAAUUACUUCAAGUACUAGAUGAAAAAUUGAUAAAAUUACAGAGCUUCCUUCCAAAAGCCAAAUUUUUGAUACUAAAACGCUGUUAGAAAUACUGUUUCUGAUUUAUUUUAUAGAUGUCUAUAAAAAGAUGAAAAUUGAAGAAAUUUUUUAAUAUAUAAAACGACAAAAUUUUGAAAUUUUGUCGUUUAAAAAAAGACACGACUAUCUGAAACACUAGGCGGUGAUAUUCUAAGAUUAUACUUUGAUUCCUACGUAUCUAAUGUACGGUGGCCAGCAGAUAAACCUAUACCUAAUUUCUUUAUUGCAUUUUCAACUUUAUUAUUUAUACAUAUAUAAAGUCGAAAAUGUAAUGAAUAAAUUUGACAAAUUCGAGUAGGCUGUAGUUGCUGGCCACUAUACCGAGAACUACCCAUGAUACCUGUCAUCAGGUAACGGAAAAACAGAUUUGAGUACUUUGUUAAUCAAAAACCAAGAUGCGAGUUCAAAAGUAGGACAAAUGAAUCUCAGAUGCGUCCAAUAUAUUGAAAUAGAAUUUUAAACAAUAUGGAGACCUUUACAAAACGAAUGUCGAUUCUUAAACUAUAAUAUUAGUUAGAAACAAUUCAUAGCUAUAUUAUCAACGAAAUAUUUUUAUUUAUGACAUAUUAUUAUGCAAGUUGAUAAUUUUAUUUUUUUAGUUCCAUACAUUUUAUAAAUAUUUUGUGGGUCUCAUUCUUCAGUCUUAAUGUAGAGAAGUUUUGUACAGAGAGUGCAUCACUAGAGGCGCUGGUGUCGCUUAAAGUCUAUAACGAAAACGAUUGGACUAAUGAACCCAUACUUCUCUAGCGCCAUCUCUUGAGCGUAUAAUCGAAAUCCUUCCUUAGAUUAUGUGCUUCAAAAAGUUUAUACACACAACCCGCCCACAAAAUGUAUAUAAAAUGUACGUUCGUCGGUUAGUCCAUAACAUUUCAUGGCUCCAUAAAAGUACAUUUUCAUAAAAACAUUAGUUUCGGAGCCAGUUAUUUAAAUAUAUUAAUUAUUUUAGUUUAUAAAAGCUCAAAGUCAGCUCAAAAUCUAAUGAAACUAAAAGAAAUAAUAUGUUUUUGUAAAUAUUUAUUGAAAAUAGUAGUGUCAUAGUGUUUUGUAAGUCCAUUCCUACUCUAAGUUUUAUAUAAUCUUUACUAUGUACAGAAAAUUGAAGUAAUUUUUAGGACAAUGUAUAGAAUAAAAUGUUCUUAUUGUUUUCCGUUUCUGGACGUUCUUAAAAGGCUUGUGUUUAAAGCAAAUUCAAGUAAAAUUUGCCUGUUAUUUCUUAAUUCACAUUAUUAAAAUUGGAAGAAUGACUAAGUAUAUGCUAAUAUGUGCGAAUUGUUUCUAUUUUUAUGGGAAUGCUAUUUACAGUUAUUUUUUUAUCACUGAUAUAAAAACAAUACUUUAAGUUGAUUGACAAACAUACAAGUAAAGUUAAAUAGAGAUAGCUUUUAACAAUUUAGAGUUGAUAAUUAUGUUUUUCGGCUGCCUCACGUUAUUAUUUGACGAGGAAAUCGACUAGUUCUAAGCCAUACUAGAGAAUAUAUUCAUGAGCAGCAUCCCGCGACGCGGCGACUGUAGCAGGGCGAUAGUAAGUUUGCCGAAAAACAUAGUAAUACAUUUUUUAUGUCUCCCGAAAGUAAUAAUAUUAAUUUAAAAUUGCUUAUAAUGAUAUACCUUUAUACCCAGGGUGGAUGGAAAAUCCUCAUAUCAAUUACAUGAAGACAAACAUAAUUAAGGGUGGGAGAGCUUCGGCUCCACCGGAGUGAUACUACGGCCUCACAGAAAACCGACAAGAAGCAACGUUUGUUUCGUCGUGAGAGUCAGGU